AUGAUAAGAGUGAUUUAUGUAUAUGUAGGUUUUUUAAAUUCUCUAACGAGCACGGCGAAGAUCGCCGACUGUCCAGGAGUAUGUGUGCACACGUUGGCGACGAUAAUGUGUGACGACGUCCUCGAGGACGUGCCGUGUCCCACGAUAAGUAUGCGAUGCUGUCUGCAGGAUCCGAUAAAUGAUACCAGUUCGUCUGAAAACGCAAUUGACAAUGAGGAGCCGUCAACUUCGACCGUGUCUACGACGAUCGUCAAGACCACGACGAUUUCUACGACACCUGCGACAACUACAACGCUCAGCACAUCGACUUCCUUCACUUCGACAAAAACUACACCGGAAAGCUACAACGAGACAAGUGAAAAGUCAUCAAUUAAAGCUUGUUCGGGCAUUUGCAUGGCCGAAAGAAUCGCUGAUUAUUGCGAUGCCGUGCUGGUAAUAGACACCCUAUGCAAGCCUGGCUACAAGUGUUGCGUAUCCAGAGAUGCCUUCGGGGAGUCUCCACCACCUGAACUCCUGGUAAUCGACCGCCUGAACUCUUCUCGUACCGAGGAGAAGAACAGCGGAGCUGACAGCAAGGUCCCGUCCCCAUUGACGACAACGCGACCAAACACAUCAUUAUCUACGAGCGUUUCUGCAAUUGCCUCGACGACAACAACGACGAUGACAACAACUGCUACUAGACAACCAUCGACAGCAGCAACAACAACAAAACCGAAGCCAGUAUCAUUCAAGCCAUGCAAAGGAAGAUGCACGAGUGGUCUAUCCGCUCUUUUCUGCGAGAACGUCGAUGCAUAUGCGGAUUGUCCUCCCGAUGAUUCCGUAUUGACGGUUUGCUGCAUCAGUGAACCGCAAAAAGCGGAAACGACAACGACGAUUCAGCCCUCCACGAAAGCUCCUCAACUAAAGCUACCAACGUGCCCUGGUUUUUGUCUAUUAACCCUUAUGGCAGCCUUCUGUGAGCGACCAAAUGUAAUCAUAACGAAAACGUCAACUUGUCAAUCCAGUUACAUCUGUUGCGAUAAUACAAAAAGUCCGCCGCAGACUUCGAGACCAAGACCGAGACCUACUCCACGACCGCCGACAACGAUAUCAUUACCACCGGACCCACGUUCGGACUGUCCUGGUUCCUGCAUCGUAUCUUACUUGUCAUUUACCUGUUUCAGAAAUGCUGAGCUGACGAAUCUGUUCAAGUGUAAGAAACAGGGACACCAGUGCUGUGCACCGAAAUCUCUGAUAAGGGAAUUCCAUGGUGGAAAUUCUACGGAGCCGGUUCUAACCAACAGGAACGACACGUUCCACGUUACUUAUACCACCCCACUCACUACGUCGUAUGAGACGACGACGAUUACCACUACCACUAGAAGUCCAGUAUACAGUAAAUAUGUUUGCGGCGUGAAAGGGACCUCACGCGGUCCGAUUCAGGCACGAAACUCCGAAAGAGUCGCGCGCGUUGUAGGUGGUGAAGACGCAGAUGCCAACGAAUGGUGUUGGCAGGUCGCCUUGAUAAACUCCCUCAACCAAUACCUGUGUGGAGGUGCGCUGAUAGGAACGCAAUGGGUUCUUACUGCGGCGCAUUGUGUCACAAAUAUCGUAAGGACCGGCGACGCAAUCUACGUAAGGGUGGGCGAUCAUGAUCUCACUCGUAAAUACGGAAGCCCCGGUGCUCAGACUUUGCGCGUCGCAACGACAUACAUCCACCACAAUCACAAUAGCCAGACACUCGAUAAUGAUAUCGCUUUACUGAAGCUUCAUGGUCAAGCGGAACUAAAGGACGGAGUUUGUCUGGUUUGUUUGCCCGCGCGGGGUGUUAGUCACACAGCUGGAAAAAGAUGUACAGUUACAGGUUACGGAUACAUGGGAGAAGCCGGUCCUAUACCUCUUCGGGUACGUGAAGCAGAAAUACCGAUCGUCAGCGAUGCCGAAUGCAUAAGGAAAGUGAACGCCGUGACAGAGAAGAUCUUUAUUCUACCAGCAAGCAGUUUCUGCGCUGGUGGCGAACAGGGAAAUGACGCGUGUCAGGGCGACGGUGGAGGUCCUCUGGUAUGUCAAGAUGACGGUUUUUAUGAAUUGGCCGGACUAGUGUCUUGGGGAUUCGGUUGCGGUCGCCAAAAUGUACCGGGUGUGUAUGUAAAAGUCUCCUCGUAUAUCGGUUGGAUAAAUCAGAUCAUAUCGGUGAAUAACCUCUAGUUCUUAUCUCUUAGAUAUGACGAUCGAAUACGUCUAAGCUACAUACGUUUAUUUAUU
Molecule: messenger RNA, 2244 nt
Organism: Mycetomoellerius zeteki
Lineage: Eukaryota; Metazoa; Arthropoda; Insecta; Hymenoptera; Formicidae
Gene: mas
Product: trypsin-like serine protease domain-containing protein masquerade
Exons: 10
Coding region: 1-2187 (728 amino acids)
Biological process (GO): proteolysis
Molecular function (GO): serine-type endopeptidase activity
Source: RefSeq, a predicted model, not a curated record